This is a messenger RNA of Parathielavia appendiculata, 1482 nucleotides long. RefSeq lists its product as uncharacterized. Gene Ontology annotation, cellular component: membrane. The coding region runs from base 1 to 1482 and encodes 493 amino acids. The transcript has a single exon. The record is from RefSeq and is a predicted model, not a curated record. Lineage: Eukaryota; Fungi; Ascomycota; Sordariomycetes; Sordariales; Chaetomiaceae. Gene Ontology annotation, molecular function: acyltransferase activity, transferring groups other than amino-acyl groups. Gene Ontology annotation, biological process: polysaccharide biosynthetic process.
AUGCCGAGUGAUGUGGAAGGGUCCAUCGAGCCUAAGCGCGACGAUGAGCUGCUGCGCUCACCGUCCCUUCUUUCCGACAUGGCGGCCUGGCUGAGGACAUCCUUCGAGGGCUUCAGUCUCACUCGCCUUCUCUCACCAUGGCCAUCAAAGACCGACAGCACCCAGCCAGAGAAACUCAGACCGACGGCAUAUCUCGACGGCCUCAGGGGCUUUGCAGCAUUCCUGGUCUACUGGCACCAUCACGAGCUUUGGGCUCACGUGCCCGUCCACGGCAUGUCGCUGGAGUCGAGUUUCGGAUACGAUGGCCUUCACUACUUCGCCGCCCUCCCCGUCGUGCGAAUCUUCUUCCAUGGCGGUCAUUUUGCCGUCGCCACCUUCUUUGUGAUUUCCGGCUACGUUCUGUCGGCCAAGCCUCUGAGCCUCAUCCACGCCGGCGAGCAGGCCAAGCUGGCGGACAACGUGGGAUCGGCCCUCUUCCGUCGUUGGCUUAGGCUCUACAUCCCACUCAUCUGCACCACCUUCAUUUACAUGACCAUCGUUCACGCCUUUGGCAUCUGGAUCGACAGCCGUCCGGCAAAGGACAACUACUUGAUCGCAGUGUGGGACUGGUACUGCGAGGUCAAGAACUUUAGCUUCAUCUUCCACAACGGCAAAGUCGGCUGGCUGAGCUACAACUUCCAUCUCUGGUCAAUUCCCGUCGAGUUCAAGGGCUCCAUCGUCAUCUAUACCAGCCUUCUCGCCUUUUCGCGCUGCCCCAAGAACGCCCGGCUAUGGUGUGAGGCUGCCCUCGUCUUCUACUUCCUCUACAUCGUCGACGGCUGGUACUGCGCCUGCUUCAGCGCCGGCAUGCUGCUCUACGACCUGGAGCAACUGGCAGCCAAGGACGAGCUGCCGGAGUUUUUUUCUCGGUUCCGGCCGUAUAAGCAGGCCAUUUUCUACGCCAUGCUGGCCUGCGCCAUGUACUUUGGCGGUGCUCCGGCGCACAAGGCCGAAGUCCAGGAGCUGAGGAAGAACCCGGGGUGGUAUCUGCUCUCAUACCUGAAGCCGCAGGCCGUCUUCGACGCGAAGUGGUUCUUCCUCUUCUGGGCGUCCGUGUUCCUCGUGGCGUCGAUCCCGCACAUCCCCUGGCUGAAGCGCUUCUUCGAGUCGCGCUUCUGCCAGUACCUCGGCCGCGUGUCCUUCUCGCUCUACCUCGUCCACGGCCCGGUGCUGUGGACGCUCGGCGACAGGCUGUAUGCGGCCGUGGGCUGGCCCAAAGAAGCGCGCCUCACCUACAUCCCGCAGUGGUGGAACAUCUUCCCGCUGCCGAAAUCGGGGCCGCUGGGACUGGAGCCGGCGUUCCUGGUGCCGCACCUGAUCCUUCUGCCCGUCACCUUUUACCUCGCGGAGGUCGUCACGAGGGCGUUCGACGAGCCCAGUGUUCGGUUCCCGCAGUGGCUCUACAAGUCGGUCACGGCACGGCCGAUGAGGCUGCCUGCAUGA